Molecule: messenger RNA, 4056 nt
Organism: Monomorium pharaonis (pharaoh ant)
Lineage: Eukaryota; Metazoa; Arthropoda; Insecta; Hymenoptera; Formicidae
Exons: 5
Coding region: 1882-3882 (666 amino acids)
Source: RefSeq, a predicted model, not a curated record
UAAUUAUUUUACUAUGCAAUUAUAGUUGUAAAUAUUAUAUAUUUUUUUCUCAGUGUAGAAUACUAUAUAAAUUUUAUAUGAAAUAUAAAAAACACAAGUAAAUUAAAUAAUUAGAAUGAAAAGAUGUUAUUUUACCUCUAUUUAUAUUUCUUUCUAUGGGCGUACCCAUGGGGGAUUAAACUCUAUCCUUCUCUGAAAUUUAUUAUUCAUUUUUUACUUUAAUUAUACAAUACGAUUUUACUUUUAACUAUGAGUAAAUUUUUUUGUUUUACGUAAAAUAUUUUUUUUUUCAUUAAUCAAAAAAGCAUUGCAUUAACAUAAAAAAUUGCUGUGUUUAUUAACAGUAUUUAUAACACCCCUCCCUUUCGAACAAAAUCCUGUACCCAUGUCUCUCUCUUUCCAUAUUUUCUAUAGUUCUUUUUUUUUGUUUUAAAUAAAAAUAUAAUGUCUAUUUGUUCGAAAUAUGUCUAAAGAGUUUUUUUUUAUGUAGGGUUUUUAUUUAUCUAGGUAUUUAUUUAUUUAGGUGACGCUGGCGUCGUCAGUUUUUUUUAUUGAACGCGACUUAUACAUAUAGGUACAUAUACACAUACCUAUUUAAAAUACAUAUAUGAUUUAUGAAAUAUUAAUAGAUUCCUACACACGCUCCUACGUCGCUUCACAAAGAGAUGUACAAAAUUUGUCAAACAUUAUGUUCUUUAAAUUAGGCUAAUUUAAAUUUAAUUUUAAUGAUUCUAAUAAUUCAACAUUAUUUAUUUAUUUUCUAUCGUUUGUGUCUUUAUUUUGUGUGCAUAGUCUGAAUAACUUUUGUAAUAAAUAUUUUGACAAAUUGAUAGUUUUGGUCGCCACAUUCAAUUAAAAGUCGAUAAGAAGGAAAUCUAUCUCUUUUUCUUGUUUUCUCCUGUCUUUAGAGUCUUUAGAUCAUGAGAGUUAUAUAAUUUUAAUUGCCAUAUAAAAAUAAUAUAAAUAAGAAAUAAUGAAUAAUCUGAAGAAAAUAAUUAUAAAAAAGACCAAAAAAUCAAUAGUUUAAUAUUGAAAAUUAAUAAUUGUGUAAAGGGAAUUCUGUAAAGUCCCAAAGCGAAGUAUAACAAAAAUGAUAUUUUUAUCGGUAAAAUAGACAACAUUAUCUUAAUUAGGGUAGUGUACGUUUUUGUCCUUAAUCAAUAAUUUUAUAAUUCCUACUUUUAAUGGUAAGAAGGUAAAUUAUAUUUUAGACCGUAGAAAUAGAACAACUCGAUAAUAUUAUAAUAUCACUCAAUGAUAUAAAUGAACUUCUGUAUGAACAGUUGUUGGUAUUUCAGUGGACUAGUAGAGUAGUAAUCGGUAACAGAAACGGCUAUAUCCAAUGGUGUAUAUACCUAAUAUGAUCUUAUUGAGUUUCUGUUUUCUUGUUACAAUACUAGAUGACUGUGCGUGUAUUAUGUAGUAUAAAAUACGAAUGCAACAUUAAUUAUGUAUAAUAAUAAGUUAAAUUGUGUCUUGUCUUAUUAUUUUAAUUAUAUAAAAGUAAAUAAAAGAAAUGAAUGGAUUUUGUUAUGAAUUUUGUUAUGAAUAAAAUUAUUUUACUUUAAUAUUCUAAAGUUGAGCUAAUUUCAAUUUUUUAUAAUUAUAAAUUUGAUAAAAAUAUUUAAUAUUUUAUUACUUUAUUUUGUUUAAGCAUUUUUAGUUACAUUAUUUAUAUAUAUAUUUGUAUAAAUUAGACAUCAAGUCCAAAAUUACAUAAUCGAUAUCUUAAUAAUCGAUACCUUAAUUUUUGUACAUUAGAACAGUUGAAAUUAAAAGAGUCGAUGUUAUUUUGUAACAAACGCCGUGUGCUCACUCAUUUCGAACAUGUCGGACGUCCGAUGAAGGCGUUCAAAAAUUUCUAAGUUAUUUUGGUUAAUCAUGUUUUCCCGAGCAGCAAAAUCUGUCGUGAAGUCUUGUGGGUCACGCUGGAUCCACAUUGGCGAAAAGAACUUUAAGAUUGCUCUAAUUGACGACGCUGGAGGAAUCAGUCAAACUCUAUCCCAAUUGUUAAGAAAUAGCGCUAAAUUGAAUGCUGUUGCGUUAUACAAUGUGUCGGCUGUCAACAAACCGUUGCCGAAUUACUAUUUCUUCAAUGGGCAGCCUAUCUCGUCAGAAGCGUUAACAAUGCCGCAGAAAUGUUGCUCAGGCGAAGGCAGUUGUUCAAAUGCUGCGAAGCAAACAGAAAAUAAUAAUCAUCAAGGAAAUGAUGGAAAGAGUCAGACAGAAAAACUUGUGGAAGCUCUUUAUCGUUUACCAAUAGCUGAAGAAGCACCAGCAUUUAAUAGCCCUUUGAUACCUAUUGAGGAAAUAGUGCCAAAGGCGGGCAACACGUGCGGCAGGAUGCAUCUUUACGUCAGAGUCCUGGGCAAGAGAGGUUCCAGCAUGAAAACCUGGCAAAGAAAUUACGCUACCCCCGCUGGUCGCAAGAGACUCUUGGACUCGACGUAUCCGUCGUUUCAGAAGUACAACCUAAACUUCGUUCCAGAAGCGAAAAUCACGAAGAAGCAUCGAACGAAUAAGAAAACGAAAAAAAUCGACCAUUCGUCCUGCAACGCGCUUACACAUGUGAAAGAGAAUGACCAUCAAUCGUUGUCGACCUCUUUGUUGAAUCAUGAUGAAAAGUCAGCAAGAAGAUUUAUGAAGAAAUUUAAAAACGUCCGUGGACUUCCAAAUGUAGAGACAUAUUGUAGAGCGGUAGAGAAAUCGAUCGAUUGGAUGAUACCAGCGGCGCUAUCGAAUAAUAAACUGAGAUUAUUACGCGAGUUCUACAGUCACAUUAGAUUUCCUUUGUCUUCAUUAAAUUUUACAAAUAAAAAACGUGAAAAUAAUCGCGUAGCAGUUCUAUUCAAUCGCGACAGCGAAACAAUGACGGGCGAUACGUUAAAUGUCGUUGAACAGGAAAAUUGGAUUCAGCGAACACGUACCAAAAUCAAAUCCAUACUGCCGGACCUGCACGCCAAAAUCCGAUUGCGUUCGACAGCCGCAUCGGAUUCGUAUUGUUUGGAAAAUAUUUUUGCGGUGAACCAAAUGAUUCCGUUUUCCGACAUAAUUUCCAAUCGCGCAAUUCUCUUUGCGCCAAAGGACUGCGAAGAUGACAAACCGAAGCCCAGCAUUCGGAAAAGGGUAGAGGAGUUUUGCAAGCUGCGGAAAAGAACUUUGAAGGAUCCCGAGGAUGAAAAGCCGAAGGCCGGCAUUCGGGAAAAGAUACAGAAGCUUUACAAGCAGCGAAAGGGAACUACUUUGGAGAAGGACAGAGACAAGAACGAUAUUUGUAAGAAAAGAGAGAGAUCGUGCAAAACGAGGGAGAGAAUAUAUCAGAAGAAAGAAGAGACAUGCGGGAGAAAAAAGAUUGAUUGCUCUGAGAGAAUAAAACGAGCAGAGAGGAGACAAAACAUAGUUUGUGGCAAAGAGAGAAGGAGUCCGCGCGAUUGCCGUAAAACUCGCGAGCGUAAGACGGAGAUACAAGAAGACCAGUGUAGACAGAAAAAGGAUGACACAUUUAGAAGAGAGGAUCUUUGCAAAGAUAGAAAGAGUACGCGCGAUUGCCGUAAAACUCGCGAGCGAAAGGCGGAGAUCCAAGAAGACCCGUGUCAACAGAAAAAAGAAGAUAAUAUGUCUAGAACAGAAGAAGAUCCUUGCCGUGAACAACGUCCCGUGAAGCCAGAACAAACUUGUUAUAAACUGCACGACGCGGCACCAUGUAGGUUAGACAAGAAAGAAGAAAUUAAGGAGAAAGAAGUAACAAAAAAGAAAGAAGACAUCAAGAAGCCUGAUUGCUCAGAGAUUAAGAAAGUUGAUCCAUGUGAGAAGAAAACGUGUCCAUCUGUAAAAAAGGUUCCGGAGUGUUCGGAAGACGACGUAAAACGGAAAGACUCUUGAAAACAUUCCAUGAACAUUAUUUAAUUUUGGCAAAUUAAAAAAAUUUUUCUAGCAAAUAUUAAUAAAUAUUAACCAUAAAAAUCCGUCUUAAUUUCAAAGUGAAUAAUUUAGGAAGGAAAUCUAAUUUAUCGAGUCUGUUAAUGUAUUUAAAUUACUUAAUGAUAAUUAAAAAGA